Eremomyces bilateralis CBS 781.70 is the source of this 3591-nucleotide messenger RNA. RefSeq lists its product as uncharacterized. The record is from RefSeq and is a predicted model, not a curated record. The coding region runs from base 1 to 3591 and encodes 1196 amino acids. Lineage: Eukaryota; Fungi; Ascomycota; Dothideomycetes; Eremomycetales; Eremomycetaceae. The transcript is spliced from 3 exons. Gene Ontology annotation, molecular function: protein kinase activity; ATP binding. Gene Ontology annotation, biological process: meiotic sister chromatid cohesion, centromeric; mitotic spindle assembly checkpoint signaling; protein phosphorylation.
AUGGCCGCAUCCAGCGACCUUAUCGACUUCAACGCCAUCGAAACCCAGAAAGAAAACAUCCAAGCCCUCCCCAGCGGUCGCUCCGCGAAAGCCCUCGCCCAACUCUACUCCCCCCUUUCUCCCUUUGCGCACCCCUCCCCUCCCGACGCGCACCACGCCGCCCGCCAGUCCUUCGAGCGCGAACUCCACCUCCUCGCCGACUCCGACGACCCCCUCGACAUCUUCGACCGCUACGUGAAAUGGACUCUCGACGCCUACCCCUCCGCGCAAGCGACGCCCGCCUCCCAGCUUCUCCCCCUCCUCGAACGCGCCACCAAAUCCUUCCUCGCCGCCCCGCACUACCGCAACGACCCGCGCUACCUUAAGCUCUGGCUCCUGCACAUCCGCUUCUUCGCCGACGCGCCCCGCGAAACAUACCGCUUCCUCGCGCGCAACGGCGUCGCCGACGCGCUCGCGCUGUUCUACGAGGAGUACGCCGCGUGGCUGGAGGGCGCGGGCCGCUGGGCGCAGGCGGAGGAGAUCUAUCUGAUGGGGCUAGAGAAGGAGGCAAGGCCGGCCGAGCGGCUGCUGAGAAAGUUCGCGGAGUUUCAGCAUCGGAGGGAUGAGAGAGCGCGGGAGGGCGGCGCGGAUGAUGGACCGGGGAGCCCGGCGUUGCCGACGGUAAGGCCGGCGUUGGCGGCGAAGGUGGAUCCGUUUGCGGGGGCGGUGGAAGAGGGGGAUCCGCAGGCGAGGACGAGGGGGGAGGGCGCGGUGAGGACAACGGGGAGGAAUAAGUUGGCGAUCUUUUCGGAUACGGAGGGGGGUUCGCAGGAGGCGCUGGGGGCGGGGGGCGGUGCGAAGUGGGAGAGUAUUGGGUCGUAUGAGGAGCGGAAGAAGGAGAAUACGCGGGAGGCGAAGCCAUGGGUGGGAGAAACGUUGAAGGGUGGUGGGAAGCGAAACGUUGGGGCACCGAAGAUGAUGAUCUUUAAGGACGGGGUACCACCAUCGCAAGAGCGACAUGAAUCCAAUCCGUGGCAUGAGCAGCAGGAGACCAUCAACCCCAAGACCGGGCGAAGGGAAUGCGUGUUCGUGAACCUCGAGGCCGUGUACCCGUCCCAGGACGACAUGAGCAGCGAAUUUUGCUUCGAAGAGCUGAGAGCAAAGCACCGUGGGUGGCUUGACAUGGACUGGAGCUGCCAGCCGAGUGUGAGAGAGCACGAGUCACAUCCGGAUGAGUUGAAGGAGGAUAUGGCGGAACGAGUCGUGUCUGAACUCGCCGAGGACUUGCAAGAGGUGUUGGAUGUGAACGAUGAGAAUGCUCCACCGUCACCACGGGAGCUGGAAACGAUCAAGAGAGCGAAGAAAGCACGCAGGGAGGAGAAGGCCAACCGUACAAGAAAGAUCAAAGUUUUGGAGGUGCAUGCUGCUACUCAAAUCGUCCAAGCGAACCUAUCGUCUCCGAGUGGCCCAAAAAUCAAGCGGAAGAAGACCGCAGAACCGACUAUGACAAUCAACACCAAGGAAGCUAUGGAUGAAAUCUACGACAUCUUCAAUCAGCCCCUCAAGGGAUUCGAACCCGCCGAAGAGCAGCAAGAGGAGGAAGAAGAGAGUGAAGACGAUGAGGACGAUUACACCAGUGCAGGGGAAAGCACCGGCACUGGAAGGAUCUCUGCCACCACCAGCGACUACGGAGAUGAAACGACUGCCGCAGACUUCACCGAAGCAGGAAGUGUAGGGGGGAACGAUACGGCCAACGAUACUGGUAUUUCUGGUUUCACUGAUUUUAGCGAGGCUAAGAGAGCGGACGUCGAUGAAGAGGACGACACCGAGUCACAGGAACUGGAUGCUCAUACGCCAGUGGACGAAGAAUUCCAGGACGAUGUUCGCUCAGACGGACUGGAUGAAGCGCAAUUCGACUCGCCAGCAGACGAUGAGGAGGAGUAUGACGACAGGCAAAGCGCCGCGCCAUACUCAUACCCGGAACGAUCCCGAGGAGCCGGAAGGCGUCUGCCGUUCAUGACCCCGAUUGUCGAGAAAACGGAAUCGUCUCUUGGUGCCGUCACCGCCCUCGCUGAGAAGAACUACAUCCACGCUAAGACACCCUCUCGAAGGCAAGGGGAUGCGACGCCUGCGAUUGCCGAGUCCGAUGAUGACGACCCUUGGAGCAGCCCGUUCCAUAACAUGACUGGAGACGGGCUGGAGGACCUGAAGAAGGCCAUGCGGACAGGUAACGACGCGCCCAAAAUCAGCCAGCCACAGCUCGUCCCAUCGAAGCCUGCGCCCAUUACCAAUUUCGAGAAGGCGAAGGAGAAAGCUGCCAAAGGGCCGAUCAUCCACGACGCACAAUGCAAUCCUUGCGACGUCGCGAUCAGAAACACGAUCUUGGAAAAUGCUCAGCCUCUAUUGGCGGCUCAUGAUGGCUACUACAAUCAUCAGGACAAGACGAAAGGUAUGGGUUUCGAAAUCCAGAAGUUCAUCAAAGCUUCCGUAAAAUCUCGCAAGUCUGGACAUGACAAGACGGCCCCGAAUCUGCUCCUCCCACCAACCAUCAACCUCGAAGGCAGUGAUCGAACAUAUACAGUCAAACGUGAACUCGGCAAGGGGGCCUAUGCCCCUGUCUAUCUCGUCCAGAGCACCGAGCGAACUCAAGAUGAAGACGAGGAGCCAAAGGUCCAGAUGGGCAAAGGCGAAUUCGGCAUCAAGCGACAAGAGCUCGAAGCCAUCAAGAUGGAGGAUCCGCCCAACGCAUGGGAGUUCUAUCUCGUACGGCAAGCGAAGCGGAGACUAGGCGUUUCGCGCGCCGCGGAGUCGAUCAUUAAUAUUUACGAGAUGCACCUGUACAUGGACGAAGGCUACCUCAUCGAGGAAUAUCGCGACCAAGGCACGCUGCUGGACCCGAUCAAUCUCGCGCGCAUGGACGUCGCCGGCGGCGGGUUGCUGGACGAGCAGGUAGCCAUGUUCUUCACGGUCGAGCUGCUGCGGACGGUCGAAGCGCUGCACGCGAAAGGCAUCAUCCACGGCGACCUCAAGGCCGACAACGUGCUCGUGCGGUUCGAGCACGGCGUGCGCUCAUCGGCGUGGUCGUCCGCGUACGCGCGCGACGGGUCGAACGGCUGGGCGGACCGGGGCGUCGCGCUGAUCGACUUCGGGCGCGGCAUCGACAUGAAGGCGUUCGUGCCGUCGGUGCAGUUCUUCGCGGACUGGAAGCCGUCGGAGGUGGACUGCGCGGAGAUCCGCGAGAUGCGGCCGUGGACGUACCAGGUCGACUAUCACGGGCUGGCAGGGGUUAUCCACACGCUGCUAUUUGGGAAGUACAUCGAGACGACGGCGGAGCGGGCGGCGACGCUCGGGGCUGGAGCGACGAAGACGUAUAAGAUCCGGGAACCGUUGAAGCGGUAUUGGCAGACGGAGCUGUGGUCGGAGCUGCUGAACGUGCUAUUGAAUCCGUUGAUGCAUCUGGACGGCGAGGAGGGGAGCAAGAUGCCGAUGUUGAAGGGCAUGAAGGCAUGUCGGGAACGGAUGGAGGCGUAUCUGGAGAGCAAUUCCGAGAAGGGUCUGGGGUUGAAGAACCUGCUUAAGCGGCUGGAGGUGAACUUGAAGGAGAAGAGAUGA